AUGCUCUUCACCGCAGCGCUCAGUUAUUUCCUUAUUUCGUGGAGCUCUAUAUUUUUGCUUGACUAUGUCCUCCGAGUAAGGAAUUUCGUUCCUUACAUGAACUUCGCCAAUAAAUACGGCUUGGAAGUUAGCCCUUUUCAGUUACGUGUGUAUGUAGCACGUUAUAAUGAAGGAGCUUAUCUACCGGCCUCAAAUGACAUCCUAAUAACACGGAAGAUUAAGAUCCAGGAUUGUCAAUCGUUUUUUGAAUUCCGAUUAAAAGUUCUGGUUGAUUAUUUGUUAGGUCUGGUGCCUAUCAUCCCUGGAGUGAACUUGCCUUGGAGUCAUAUACCGAUUUUUGUAAUUGUUUUAGCUAUAGCAGCUGUAAUACACGAGUUGGGUCACUCAUCGGCUGCGAAAACAUACAACAUUCGUGUUAAUGGUUUUGGAUUAUUUCUGUUAGGAUUAUAUCCUGGAGCAUUUACCGACAUCGACCAAGAGUCAUUGAGACGUAGCCACCCUCGUCAUCGACUAGAAGUAUUUGGUGGAGGCAUUUGGCACAAUCUUGUUUUAGCCGGUAUUGCAUAUCUGAUAUUCAUUUGGACACCUUACAUCCUUUCUCCACUCUUUGGCCAAGGUCAAGGAGUAACUGUGACAGGCUGCUGCACUCAAGGUGUUGAUAGUCGCUCUGGUCUUUAUGGUGUGGGUGGCUUGUCAGUUGGAGAUGUAGUAGUGUCUAUUGAUGAUUGCAUUAUUCGAAAGCAUGAGGACUGGCGGGAAUGUGUGCAACAUCUGGAGAAGGUGAGACAAGGCCGCUGUGUCCCACGUUCGGUCAUCGAUGCAUCGCUAGCUACUAAGACAUCGAUGUCGUUGGACGAACUGCACUGUUGUGAUGAUUUCGCAAACAUCACCUAUGCUCACAUGUGUUUUGAGUCAAUAUUACAAGUGACAGUUAAGAAUUUCGUCACAAAAGCGCAUUCGCUGAAUCGUAUGCUUCGUGUCAAUGUGAUUGAAUUAGGUGCAAGUCUUUCGUUUUUGUCUCAAAAGUGCUCGAGGUUUCAUAUUUUUAGCCAACCGAAGUGGUCUACGAAAAGCAGAAGCGUUCCCGACAAUUCAGUUGUCUUUCAGCUCAGUACGUUACUGCUCAACCUGCUUGCAACAACACAACAAUCUGCGCAGAGUGUACGCAAACGUUUAACAUUAAUUGAAAAUAAAACUAAGAUAGUAUUCAAGGAUGGAGUGGGCGAAGAGCGGAUAUGCGUGUUCGCAGCAUUGUUCAAUGGUACACAGUUGGCUCGCAUUUCUGUUAGAAACCAUGCCAGACCGGUUUUGUACGUUGGGAAUUUGGACGAGCUAAUCACGUAUGUACGAAUCGAUCCACUAGUUGCCCGUUUUUCAUGGGUUCCACACUACUGGGCAGAAUCAGUGGAACUCGUUCCUAAAUAUCUCUUCACUUUAUCGCUGGCUCUUGGUCUACUCAACAGCGUGCCUUGUUAUGCACUAGACGGGCAAUAUAUCGUUAUAACGUGUGUUAAUUGGGCGUGUAAAGUGUUCUCAAGACGGUACGUUUAA
Molecule: messenger RNA, 1551 nt
Organism: Angiostrongylus costaricensis
Lineage: Eukaryota; Metazoa; Nematoda; Chromadorea; Rhabditida; Metastrongylidae
Source: the annotation of a GenBank genome assembly